AGGGAUAGCAGGGUAAGCUUCCUCAAAUCAUAAAGAACAACCUACCCAUCCCCGGCUUUGACUUACAUGCUUCUGGUGAAAGAAAAUUAGAUUGAUUUUCCAGUGAGUAAAGGAAGUUGGAAGGGGAUUGCCACCUCUGGUAUAUCACCCAAAGAAAAGCUGAGCAACUUGCCAUUAUUUUGGAGACAGCAAGAAGAGAACAUCUCAGAACUGGAACCUUAUUAUUUGAUUUUUUUUUUUUUUUUUUUUUUUUGUAAACACAAGAAAAAAAGAGGACUUGUUCUUCAGCCAGUUGUGAAAGUAAAUCCACAGUCUUUUAUAUUCAGAAGUUUGGAGACCCAGGGACACCGUACACAGUGUUUCUGCAAGCAACACAGGAGAACUGUCUGAGUGAGGUAGCUGAAUUGUGUGAGGCAGUUUCUGCCUGGUGCUUGCUGGGAGGUACCCAGGUCUCACUGGGUUUGAAAUUGUUGUCGCUCUCUACCCUAAGCCGCAGAAGCCAUGCAUCACCCAGCAAAGCAAAGAAUACCACUACUGGAGCACCCGUAUCUCAAACUCUUCCAGCUCCUGAUGCUAGCAAGUCUUUUUUACUUCUGUUCAGGCAUCAUCCAGGUGAACAAGACGGUGAAAGAAGUAGCAGUACUAUCUUGUAAUUACAACAUUUCCACUGAAGAACUGACAGAAGUUCGAAUCUAUUGGCAAAAGGAUGAUGAAAUGGUCGUGGCCAUCAUGUCUGGAAAAGAGCAAGUGUGGCCCAAGUAUAAGAAUCGCACCUUCACUGACUUCACCAAGAACCUCUCCAUUGUGAUCCUGGCUCUGCGUCUGUCAGACAAUGGCAAAUACACCUGCAUCGUUCAAAAGCCCGAAAAAGGGUCUUACAAAGUGCAACACAUGACUUCAGUGAUGUUAUUGGUCAGAGCUGACUUCCCUGUCCCUACUAUAACUGACCUUGGAACUCCAUCGCGUAACAUCAGAAGGAUAAUGUGUUCAACCUCUGGAGGUUUUCCAAAGCCUCAACUCUGCUGGUUGGAACAUGAAGAAGAAUUAAAAGCAAUCAGCACAACAGUUUCCCAAGAUCCUGAAACUGAGCUCUACACUAUUAGCAGUGAACUCGAUUUCAAUAUAACCAACAACCAUAGCUUUGUGUGUCUUGUCAAGUAUGGAGACUUAACAGUAUCUCAGAUCUUCAGCUGGCAAAAAUUUGAGCCACCCCAUACUGAUAAUCCAGUCCAGCUCAGGGUCAUCCUAAUCUCAGUAGUAAGUGGGAUUGCUGUGAUCACUGCCGUUAUAGGAAGCUGCCUAAUCUAUAGAUGUGCUGCAAGGUGGAGAUGGAAAAAGAGGAAUGAGGAAGGCGUGGACAUGGAAAAGAUCUCACCGAUCUACAUAGGAUCUGCCCAAACAUCUGUAUAAGCAGAACAUUUGGAGGUUUUAUUUAUUUGACAGAGAGAGAGAAUACAAGCAAGGCGAAGCAGUAGGCAGAGGGAGAAGAAGCAAGAUCCCCAUGGAGUAGGGAGCCAGAUGUGGGACUUGAUCCACCCAAGACGAAGGCAGCCGCUUAACCGACUGAGCCACCCAGGCACCCCUAUUUCAUUUGGUCUUAUAAAAAUCUUUGUGAGCAAGAUCUUUAUCUCCAUUUUAUAGGAGGGAAUCCCGAGGCUCCCUCCCAGAGGUUGUGAUUUGCCUAAGGUCAGGUAGGCAAGGAGCAGGGCCAGGACUCAAACUGGGUAUUAAGCUCAGGUUCCUUUUACAACAUCAUAGCAGGCUAUGCACAUUUCCCCACAGCAGUCUCUGUUUCCUGUUUUUUCCACCUUCUUCAGGAUGUCCUUUCCAGGAUGUCCACCUCGGUUCCGUGACUACCUAGAACUUCUCUGACUUUCCUUAACAGUUGGUUGCUGCUCAGUCGGCUGAUAUGCCAUGUUGAAGCUGGGGUCUUGUCUCCUCAGGGGUCACCUUGUCCAGUUCAGGCAACUCUGCCUUUGAACUGCUAGAGCAAUGCUCUCUUGCACAUCACAUUCCAUCUGGGUUUAUUUUCAUAUGCAUGUCUUAUAUUCUUUACUAAGUUGUAGGCUUAUGGAGAACAAACAUACCUGACAUAUAUUUGCCUCAUAGGCAGAAUAUUACCUUGAUCACUAUAUAUGGUCGUUUGAUGAUCACUGGUGCUUAAAUAGAUAUUUCAUGUAAUAAAAAUUGUCAGACUUGUCCUAAAUUCUUCCAUAAUUUAGACUUCCCUUUAUAUUUUUUGGCCAUCAAGAUUAAAAUCUACUAAUGUCACCUCAACUUUGGAGCACCUUUGUGAUAAAAAAUAUAAAAAUUAAAAUGCUUCCUCCUUUGAGAAUUCAGGUUUUGAAGUAUUCGUUUAUUUUUUUUGUUUCCCCAGGUCCCACCUCCAUCUUAGAUUGGCCUCUUCUUUGAAUUUCUUCAGAUGGCCAGGAUUAUCCUAGGAUUAUUCUCUAGGAGCCUCUUCCUUUCGGUGGCCCUGCAAAAAGUGACCAGAGGAAUAUGGUGGGGACAUAAGUAGCUCUGGUAACCUUGGUCAAAGAACUUAGAAACAAAGAAUUGUUCAGGCCUGGAAGAGACAUUCGAAAACACUUGUCUCAUUAAUGACAAGGACAUCAAGGCCCAGGGGGUGACCUGGAUAAAGGCCUGGGCCAGAAUCCAGAUUUCCUAUAUCUGGUGCUCUUUUCCAUUAGUCUGGCUCUGUGCUAUUAACUGGUGUGUUUAUAUAUACACACAUCAGUCAAAAUGCUUCUGGAAAAAGAAUUUAUCCAAUGUCAGGUCAACUUUUUAGACUUGAUCUGAUACAACACUGGAGCAUUGUGUGUUGUUAUAAAAAGGAAUCUGAUGUUAAUGUGUGAGUAGUGUGCUGGUACAUAUACCAGUGUGAGGAUGAUGGAAACAUUACUGAUGUUAACCAAUAUUUCAUUUUUCAUUGUGCUCUCCCACUUCUCCAUCAGUUUCUAAAGAAAGUAGAUUUAUCCCAAACUAAUAUCCUCUGACAUGUAAGAUCAAUGACUUAUACACCUCAAAGCAAUAGGUUGGAGAGAAAUAGGUUGGUUUACAGAGUCACAUCCCACUGGUUCAUAUUGGACUGAUAAUCUCCUUAAAUGGCUUUAUGCUAGUUUAACCUCAUUUGUAAAAUAUGAGAAAGUUCUCAUUUAAAAUGAGAUAGGUUUUUAUUGUGUAUUACUAACAGUAAGCUGUCUUUAGAAAUCGAUCAGGGUAAUGAAAAUAGCAUUCCCUAGACCUUCCUUAUCCCUAAAGUGCUAACUGCUGUUCCUGAGUUAUUUGCUCAUGACUCCUCUUUCUCUGAACUUGUCUUCCACAACUCAGUGGACCAGAAGGUGGACCUGACUUAAGUGGGAGCAAUCAGACAUUCCCACUGGAAAAUCUGACGUUGGAUAGCAAUUUGACCAAGUUUCUCACAUGUGGCUGGGUCUAAAACAUUUAAUUUGGGUAGCUAUAAUGGGACCAGAUUAUGUUAGAGUCUUAAGUACACUUUUAAAUGGUUACUCUCAGAACAAAAUCACUGAGGGAAAUAAAUAAUUUAAAGCAAAGACAAGAAUUUAAAGCAAACAAAAAAAAAAACAGGAAUUGCUAUAUCUAGUUAAGAUUAAUAAUCCUUAGACAUGAUCAAGGGGAGACCUCAAGAAGUAGUUACAAACGAGGACACACCUAAGAGACAGCUUAUUUAUACUUAAAUUAUAUUACAUUACUUAUUACAUUUGAUAAAUUAUUAGUACUAUUUUUUCAAGGAGUUGUACUUUUAUUCUGAUAUUUUUAUGAUAUGAAUAAAACUAUUUUUAAAACCGUCUAGUUUUAUAAUAUCUAGUUGGAGAAUAUAAUCUAUAUGUGGAUGUGAAUAAAACAAUAAACAGAU
Messenger RNA from Mustela lutreola (European mink), 3877 nucleotides. It is a transcript of the gene CD80, whose product is annotated as CD80 molecule. Gene Ontology annotation, molecular function: coreceptor activity. Gene Ontology annotation, biological process: cell surface receptor signaling pathway; T cell costimulation; immune response. The coding region runs from base 502 to 1410 and encodes 302 amino acids. The transcript has 7 exons. The record is from RefSeq and is a predicted model, not a curated record. Gene Ontology annotation, cellular component: external side of plasma membrane. NCBI's taxonomy places the organism in Eukaryota, Metazoa, Chordata, Mammalia, Carnivora, Mustelidae.